Messenger RNA from Ceutorhynchus assimilis (cabbage seed weevil), 8008 nucleotides. Lineage: Eukaryota; Metazoa; Arthropoda; Insecta; Coleoptera; Curculionidae. The record is from the annotation of a GenBank genome assembly.
UUCAUAUAAACAAAUAAAAAUAAUAACAAAACAAACAAAAACAAAUCCUGAUCCUGAAAAAAAUGAGCCUCAUAGUGUUUGUUAUAACGUUUGCAGUGAUAAUUUACAGUAUAUCUUGGAUCCUUCCUAUAAUCCUAUCGUGGAUCUUCGAAAGAAAAUACAAAAUUCCUAUAACCAUAAGCAAGAUCAGUUUCCCUUAUUUAAAACUAUGUGAUAUUAAGAUAUCAAAAAACGAAUACACUAUACAAAUCGAAGAAAUCGGAAUCAAAAGUAGCUUUUUAAAUUCUGAACUCACAAAACUUAUCACUUUAGUUGUUAAGGAUGUUAGAAUUAAUAAGAGUUUAUCUAAAAAUAGUAGGGUUACCACUAUGGAAAAGUCCAAAGAGAAUAUUUUGGAUUUUAGAAAGAAGAAAGUGCCUCACUUCAUUAAUACAUUUGCACAGUUUAUGGCUGUCCAUGUCUACAACAUAUCAGCAAUCAUCCAGCUGGACACUGAAUGCUUGCUGCAAGUCUUACCGAAAGACUUGCACAUUGACGGCAGCAUUUUGAAGAAUGCCAAAUCGCUUUUGGUUACUUUGAAUAUCACCGAUGCGUAUGUGAGCGUACUGAAACGGUCCAGUAACAAGGCCAGGACCAAACUUGCAGAAUUUUCUUUUGGGAUCACUUUGGAAACUGUGCUGGUUGCCCAAGGACCACUAUCUGUAGAGAAAUUAGACGUUAAAAUGUCUCAUAGUAAAGCUUCAAUAAGAGCGGGCUUUUAUUCCUUACUGCACACAUCGAAAAAUGAAAAUCUACCAGAAAUAAAACAACAACCUACGCCUGAACCUGAACCAAUACCUUCUUCAAAAACAUGGUUGUACAAUAAAUCCGAAACGGUUGUGUUUGAGAGUAAAAGCUUCAGCGAACUUCACAAGCAAAAACUUAUAGACGAAGCAAAAGAAAACGAUGACAUUCUAGAAAGGAUUUUGCCGAUUGUUCCGAAAAAUUGCUCGUUGCACAUCGACGAUACUUCGUUUAAAGGUUUCAGUGAAAACGGCGACCACGAAUACACUUCUUUCCUGAAAUCACUAGCUUUAAAUUACCGAUCAGUAUCGCAAACCGAAAGAAAAGACGGCGUUUUGUUUAAUUUCUAUUUAAACAAUUUCAGUUUGGAAAAUAAUACAGAUAAAACAGUGGAACUAAAAAACUUUAGCAUUGACGCUAAGUUUAAAAACAACAUUGUAAACAUUUAUUUGCAACAAAACAAUUUACUAAUCACCUACAAUCAUUUAGUGAUUUUCAAGUGGAUUCAUGCAAACUUUUUGAAACAAGCAAAUAACACCUCUAAAAAAAUAACCCCCAAAACUCCUGUAUACUUUGAUACCAAAAAACGCUACUCGAUGCUUGAAGAAAUCAUGAAAAAUAUAUCGAUAAACUUUUGCGCUGAAAUUUCCAAUGUAGUCGCUGUAAUCAAGCUGAAGGCCGACAAUUCCUCUUCAAUAGGCUUCAAUAAACUCAGAUUAAUGCUGGAUCAAGCUCAGGAAAGCAAAGGAACCAAAUACGAAUCUUAUUUGGCCAAUUUAUUACUUAGCGACAGACAUUGGCAAACAGAAUUACUCAUUGAAUCUUUAUGGUGGUCUUUUAAGGAAUGGAAUCACACUAAAAACAUUUCUAAGGUAAUGCACGUUUGGGGCACACCAAUUUAUUUAGGAAUGGGUUUGAUUAAGUUUUGCACUUCCGGAAACCAAGGAUUGAAACUGUACUCUAUACUUGAUACUUUGCAACUGGAAUGGUCAAUGGAGUUGGCCGAUUACAGUAUUUUAGCUUUCAAGUCGUUUUUGAACUACCAGUUUAAAUUAAAAAAGUGGCUGAACGAAAACCCGCCGGUUGUUGAAACUGGUGCAAAUUUGACUGCUAGCAUGGUGAUUACUCAUUUUAAUUGUUUUUUGCAGUCAAGAAAUAAAGAAUAUUUCGUGUCAAGAUUAGACACGAUAAGCAUCGAUACCACUAAAGGCAUGUCCAGUUUCAAAUUUGAAGAAUUCAAAAUAUUCACUUUGGUCAAUACCGGCGAUUAUUAUACAUGCAUAAGGACCGAGGAUAUUUUAAAUUAUGAAAUAUUCAUUAAAAUCGCCCAUUUGGAUUACAGUAGGAAGGAGAACGGCGUGGAGUACAAUAUUUCUUUAUUGGAAAAUAGUGUGGCGUUUUGGUCGACAAAUUUCCAUUUGAAAGCUCUACUAUUAAUCAAAGACAUCCAAGAAUUUGCUGACAAUUUUAUGAAACUCCUACCAAAAAUCAAAAAGCCCGAAAUCCACCCUCGUGAUUUUCCUGUGAAAAUUAUCAACUGCAGUAUUUAUAACAAAGUGGAGUUUUACAUAGAUAUCAAUAAGGAUCAUAAUAUGAAGAUUGUAUUAGAUGAACUUUUGCUCUCCACAAACUUGCACUGGCAUUUGGAAAAACGAAACACAAAUCACAUAAUAAAUAGUGUUACGAUUGCAAUAGACGACGCUGAUAUAUUCGAAAUCAAAGGCUUGUCCAUUAAAAGGCUUUUCAAAGGCCAACCAGAAACGAGAAAAAUUGUAAUCGAACGCAAAGAAGCGGAAUUCACAGAGGCCUUUAAUAAAAUCACUUACUUAUUGGAAGUUGACUUACUAAAGGUAGUAUUUCCGCACAAACACAAUUACGCAGAAGCUGUACAGAAUCAAUUUUUGUCAAUCAUCAAAUGGUUGAAAAUCGUUCACAAAAAGGAAAAGAGGCCUGACGAUCUAAAUUUUCCUGCCGAUUGGCUGAUCAAUAUUAAAGAUUUUCUUAUGGAAAUGAGCGACGAUCCGUUUGAAGUCAAACUGAGAGACAACUUUGAACUAUUAGAAGACGAAUACAACGAAAGCCUGAAACGUCAAAAAAUGCUAAAAGAAAAAAUAGCCGAGCUUCUAAAAACUCAUUUGCACAUGCCAGCAGGCAAAGUGGAAGAAUUAUAUGCCACUUUGAAAAAACGUUGCGCAGACAUUUACAUUCAAAGAUCAAAGUUGUUGUAUCAAGCGGCACCUCAACGGACCAGAUUGUUCGCUUGGAGCAUGACCAACGUCGAAUUGAUGAUUAUAAUGGAUUAUGGUCAAAUCGUAGACUUGAAAUAUCAUUUGAGAUCGAUGGAUAAAGACACUCCUUGGCCUGAAGAAGAUUUAAAGUUUUCCACUGGCUGGUGUAGGAAUAUCAGUCUAAGAUGUGAGGAAUGGAAAUUUCAAUUGCGCGAUUUUCCUCAGCCGUUGUUGCAAAUCAAGCAAAUGUAUUUGUGCGGUCAGUUGGCCGGGGCUGAACAAGUUGCGCCGGAUAGGGCUACUCGUACAGUCAUGGUAGACCUGGGCGACCCUUUCGAACCGUUCAAAGUGGCCAGAGGCAUGCAACCCAUGAAAUUCUACUACGAUUUGAAUUGCGAAAUCGAAUCUUUCAGCUACGCUUUCGGGCCCUGCUGGGAACCGGUUAUAGCUCAGUGCAAUUUGAGUUUUAACCAGAUCAGCGCUCCUUCUAAAGACCCGUCACCUCCGUUACUGUUUUGGGACAAAAUGAGGCUUUUGAUGCAUGGUAGACUCACUAUGGUAGUUCAGCAGAUGCAAGUGCUGCUUCACGCUUCGUUGGAUCCUUAUAAUACUACUGAGGAAAUGGCGCUCACUUGGGAGAAAGUCAUCAUGGAUUGGACUAAUGCUAAACUCGUAUUCAAAGGAGACCUAAACAUAUUCGUGAGAACAGCCUCAAAGUACGACGACGUCCAACUACUAAAACUACCCAACCUAAAACUGAUUCUCGGUUUCCAUUGGGUAUGCUUGGCCGAUCCGAACGACCAUCACAACGUCAUCUAUUGCGCCCCGAAUAAAAUUCCAGAAUAUUCCAGCAACCAAGUUCACGACUCUUUCAGGGCCUUCCGUUCACAAAAUCUUAAUUUGAGCAUCGUUUUGGAAACAAAACCUACCCCUAAUCAAACCUCCAAUAGUUGUCCUAUUUUGUUGAUUUAUGGCAGCACUUUGAGGUGGAUAGAGAACUUGAAACUAAUUUUAUCAGGUGUUACAAGACCGACAAGACGUGGCAAAAUCUUCGACAACCAACGACCGAAAAAGAUCCAACUGAGCCGCCACUACAAAAAAAUCAACCUCCUAGUGGGCCUGCACAAAUUCCAAGUUUGCUAUUGGAUGUCUUUUGCUAUGCACCGAGGCUGCGAAAUGUUCGGAGGUCGUUUGGCUUCAAGUUCGGAACAUUCCCUUUCUCUAGUGUCAGUGGACGAUGGCCUUAAGCACAGACCGAAAGCCGAAUGGAGUAUUGUUUAUAUGAACUCGGAAUUGAGCGACUCGGAAAUUUGGUUAAAGAGUGCGCUGCAAGAUGAGUCGGAGUUUGAAACUUCACGGUUGCAACCUGUUGAGAAAACUUAUUGUUUGUCAGUGGCAAAAGUAUCUUAUGGUAGAGAAGCUGUUUUGCCUAAUCAAGCCCUUGCUGACCGUAACAAAGACACUCCAACUCAUAAGUUAGUGGUUUACGAUUUAAGAGGGGCUUGGACUAAAAGUAAUAGAAAUGUUGCAUUUGCUUUGUUUGAUACUUUUAUGAAAACAACUAGAACCAAGAAAAACUUAUCAACUGAGGCCUUGAAAGGCUUCAGAAAAGACACAAACACUACACCGAUGAAACGCAGAAAUGCUGAUUCAACUAGUACACCGCCCAACAAUGCAGUUCAGGGUAUCCAAUCAGCAUCAGCGGUUCAAGACGCGGCUUCGCCCAUCAGCAAACUUCAAUCGGGCCAUGCAGCUAACAUGCUACAGCAGCUGAUUGCUGAAGUCGAUAACAAUUCCAUAGUUUAUAGUGACGAUUUGUCAGCGGUUUCGAGGCAACAGCAUUUGCAAGGGGUGCAAGCCUGUCAGGAGGAUGAUGUUAUCCAUAAGAAUUGGCAAAUUUCUCUAGUGAACGCCCAAGUGUUACUGAAAGGCUGUGAAACCAACGGUUACGUAAUUCUAAGUGCCGCAAAGGCAGAAAUUUUGCAACGAAUCCACCGUCCAGCCUGGAAAGACAGAACUCUAGUCUCCAAAACUACUUGGACGGGGCUUUUGGAGUGCAUGCAGUAUUACGCCACAGUGAACGCUGGAGAAAACGACAUCAACGAAAAUAUUAUGUGGCUAACUGUGGACAAUAUCCAAGAAAAGGAAUCUGCCGAGAUAUCUGAACCGUCAGAGGUACCCAAUAUGGUUGGCAGUGGGGUUUCUGUGGGGGCUGUUGUUAGCGAUACAGUGGGUCCUAGUACCUCAAGACAACUCCAAAGAAUUGUUUCGAGGUGUAAAUGUGAAUUUUAUUAUGCCGGCUAUGGAGAUAUUAGUGUCGAUCCUGAAGGUAUUAGUGAAAUUCCUCCACCUCCACAAGAAGAUGUCAGCCCUUGGGACAGUAGACAAUCAGGUGUAGACGCCUUUACGCUGAUGCAUUACGAUUUAGAAGUUUGUACCAACUCUCUACAGUAUGCAAUGCUUCUAGACAUAAUCAACAACUUGCUGCUCUACGUGGAACCGCACCGAAAAGAAGCACUGGAAAAAUUGGCGAGGAUGCGAUUCCAGUUGCAGUUGCACAGCGUCGAAGACCAAAGGCGGCCGAUCCAAGAAAAACAAACUAUAGUCAGGAAUAUCAAUAAUAAGUUAAGACGUCUGGAAAAGGACACUUAUAUGUUGAACAAAGCGUUAGAAGAGGACGCUGACGAUAAAGAUUUGAGAGUGGAAUUGGAGAGACUAGAAAGACUCAUGCACGAUUGCAAAAUGAACCUAAACGCUCAAAGCGAAGAAUUAGAUAUGAUGCUCUCUUGCUACAAAGAAACUCAACUUUUAGCCAAUGCCAGGCUGGCAACUACAAGAAGUGACAAACCCCUAACUGUAGUCAGAGCCAAUGAAAUUUGCUUCAAGCACGCCCAGUGGAGACUCACUGAAGCUGACGGCCAAAUUGGUAUUGCCGAUUUAGUGCUGAGCAAUUUUCUGUAUACGAAAAACUCGAAAUCUGACGAUUCAAUGGAACAUUUGCUAGAGUUGGGCUACUUGAGAAUGACUAAUUUGUUGCCAAAUGAAAUUUAUAAAGAGAUUUUGUGUCCUACUGAAAUUCAAUAUGAUAUGCCAAUUGAACAUAAAAAAGUUUUAAGGAUAUUUUGUAGAGAAAAACCUCCAGUUGGAGGCAUAUCAGUAAAAGAACACUUUGAAAUCAACUUGGUACCACUAACCAUUGGUCUAACAAAGAAAUUCUACAAUACAAUGAUGAAAUUCUCAUUUCCUGAAAGAGACACUGAGAGUUCGGACUACAACGAUAGAGCAAGCGAGGAUGGCGAUGCGGAAACCAAAAGCAAAAAGGGCAAAUCCAAGAAAAGUCGCGACUCCAACUUUUACGUGCACAUCGACGACGUCGAAAAAAUGAAAGAGCGGGCUGAAAAAAACAAAUUAUUUGUGUUUAUUAAAAUACCAGAAGUACCAGUCAAAGUCAGCUAUAAAGGCACCAAAGAGAAAAACCUGGAAGAUCUCAGAGACGUUUCUAUUGUGAUACCGACGUUGGAAUAUCAUAAUAUGACGUGGACUUGGUUGGAUUUGUUGAUUGCUAUUAGGAAUGAUACGAAAAAAGUGAUUUUAUCCCAGGCUAUAAAGCAAAAAUUGCAAAUCAAAAGAAAUACGGGUACCGCCGAAGACAGUUCCGCACCGCAGGAAGAAGACAAGGCAAAAAUGUUGCUCGGUUCCAGACACGCUCCCGAAAACAGAAGUAUACGAAAAGGGGUUUCAGGAGUGCUCAAACUGGGCAAAUGACUUAACAUAAAUCAGUAAUAAUUAUUGUUGUCGCUUAUUUGAUAGGUUGCAACUUAUGUAAAUUAAUGUUUUUAGGAACAAAUAAAUUGCUAUAUUUAUUAUAUAUAUUUUUUUUUAAUGAAUUAGCUAAAAAUAUAAAUAAUCACUUACAUAUUUAAUAUAUAAAUUUAAGUGAUUUUGUCUUAAUGUAAAAUUAUUUACAAACCCAUAGUAACAAUAGAAAAAAAACCGUAUAAACUAUGGACUAUAAUAAUAGCAGAUUAAAUAAGUUAAAAAAGUACAAUCCAAAAAUACAUUAUCAUUCAACCAAAGGGGGAAGACUUGAGUUGUUUUGAGAAUCGAGAAUAACGCCCUAUUUACUUUUGGUAAUGGAGAUAGUUGAAUGAAUGAAAAUGGUAUUGCACAUUGUUAAAAAUACAUUGCAAAUAAAGUAUCAAUUGAGUCAAAAUGUUUUAAAAAUGUACAGGGCCGGUAUUCUCGUUCCCAAAUACGCUCACCACUUUCUAUUCGCUCGUCACUUUUAAUGUAAAUUUACAUUAGAAGUGCCGAGCGACUAAAAAGCGGAGAGCGUUUUCGAGAACGAGAAUACUAGCCCAGGAUCUUUCUUCAUUUAUUGACACUGAAAUUUUCAAAAUUUGAUUUCUGAUACAAAGUUGUUUUGAAGUAAUUGAGUUUUAGGACCAGGAAGCAUUCUAAAAAUUUGUACUGGGGAUGUCAACCAAUGAUGAAAGUCCCUGUACAAUUAAUUUACGAGAGGCAAACGAAAUUAAAAACAUAAUUAGGGCACCCUAUAGAAAAUUAAAAAUUGAUACUUAAUCUAUUUAUUUACAAACACUCUACUAUCUUUGCACUUUGAAACCUUUAGUUCCAUCAGGUCCCCUAGGUGUCCUUAUAAUAUCCGGUUCAAUUCUAGCUUUCACCAUGGCUAUUUUACUAAUAGAAAAAUCAAAUUAAUAACAAAUCAUUUAUACAUUACAUUCAAAUAACAUUACUUCUCUUCUGUUUUUUCCGAACUAGCUUUGCCCAAUAUCCUCAGCCUGGCCUCGGCGUAUUCUUGUUCGCGCUGCUGCAAAGUCUUCUUAGGCACUGAUUUUCGAUUAUCGUGAUUGCUUUGUGCCCCUUUUAUGGGUCUUUUUAAUAUUUUGACCGUCGGCUCGGGAGGCACGUAUUGAGAUCUUAAGGCAUCGUCACCUGUUAAAGUCACUUUGAUUGGACCCUUUUCAAUGCUACCG